CGGAAGCUUGGGGACAGCGAGCUCUCCUACUACCUGCCGUCUCGUGCAAAUGGCGUGAACGACAUGUACUUACACCUCGGCUUCAAGGCUCCUGAGCGCGUCGUACAGAGAUCGAGGAUACGUGCAGUGUGGUCCAUUCUUCGUAUGCGCCACCCGUUGCUGGCUUCCAAAAUCGACAUGCGGGCAUAUGAUGACGUCAGAUUCGUUUUCACUCCACCUACGUCCCCUGAAGACGCGUUGAUCGAAGCAGAGAGUCAACUCCAAUACAAGACUGAUUCGAAGGACGAACUUAUCGACGCAUAUCUCAAUGGGCCGCGCACCCUUUCUAACGACCGGCUCUCGUUCCUCAUUGUUUCGCGUUCAUUGGGUUCUGAUUCCGCGGAUGAGCCGGAAAACGAUUACGAGUGGUUCAUGUGCGCGGCACAUUUCAUCGGGGACGGCAUGGCCCUGCACACGUUCGCGAAUGAUUUUUUUGAACUGCUAGGGAGCAUGCGGUCUCAAGAAGACCUUGAGGAGCUUGUGGCCGAAGAGUGGCAGCAGCGAUGGGGAAAACCUGUCCCGGCUCUUCCCGUCAGUCCAGAGACGCGCCUGCCAGAAGCGCAGGGUAAGUUCCGUCGGGCGGUUGGGCGCGUUGACUUUGAGCGAAACCAGGAACGCCAGAUCGGCGGUCAAGCGUUUCCGCGCAAGUCGGUGGAAGUCAGGCACACAGUCGUGCCGACAGUGCCCUUCGACAAGGACGUUACGAAGUCAAUGUUGAGAAAGUGCAAGUCACAGGGCGUGUCUAUAGCCAGCGCGCUGUUUGCCAUUUGUAACAUUGCGUGGGCGAGGAUGAGUCCGAGGGAAAAACAAACGCUUCCGAUGAUGAUGUACGCUGCAUUGAACAUCCGACCCUACUUCGUGCCGAGACCAUUGAACGACUCGUACUGGUUCCUUGCAGUGGGAUACUUCAAUGUUAUCCUACCGAACUUUAUCCCUAGCAGCUGUGACCUGUCAAAGACCUUCUGGUUGCGUGCUCGAGCUGCGAAGGACCAAAGUGCGCGAGCUGCGAAGAAUCCCAUGAUCGUUUCGCGGAGCAAAGAAAUGUCGCUCAAGCGCGGGCGGCAGGCUCGAGCAUGGGCGCGUGAGGACGACGAAAAGGAGUGUGGCACAUGGGUGGCACCUCCGAGCAAGCCGAAGGACGCUACCGCCGCUGCCCCACGAGCCCCUUCGGCGGCGCUCAUCGGGCUGUCUUUACUCGGGAACCUCGAUGCGAUGUACAAGCACGCGACGUACCCAGAGAUCAAGAUGCACACACUCACGACAGGCUCGCGUCAGCGGAAUGGCGGGAUGCUGUUGUUCGGGUACACUUUUGCGGGCAAGCUGUGGGUCAGCCUCGGUUACGACGAGAACGGGUUCGAGCAGAAGGUUAUCGACCAGUUCUGGAGCAAUGUGCUAGGCGGGAUCGAGGAGUUCUUGGUUUGAGGCUCGUCGAGGUAUCUUUCAUUGAACAUGAACUAUUUUCUUCUUGGUUAUCAUGGUGUCUCAUGGACUGUAUACAAGACUCGUAGCGCACCUCACGCACUUUACUAGGAUCAGCGGACCAUUACUAUUGACAUUGAACACGUAGAUACAUACCGACAUUUUCAAAUAUUUUCCUUCCUUUUUAUCGCGCUACUGUCCCCACAUCUUGAACUUGAUGUUGUUCUUCAUUACGAUGUACCUUGUAGCCUCUUCCAUUUGUCU
This is a messenger RNA of Heterobasidion irregulare TC 32-1, 1722 nucleotides long. RefSeq lists its product as uncharacterized. The coding region runs from base 64 to 1461 and encodes 465 amino acids. The transcript has 8 exons. NCBI's taxonomy places the organism in Eukaryota, Fungi, Basidiomycota, Agaricomycetes, Russulales, Bondarzewiaceae. The record is from RefSeq and is a predicted model, not a curated record.